Puma concolor (puma) is the source of this 2331-nucleotide messenger RNA. Lineage: Eukaryota; Metazoa; Chordata; Mammalia; Carnivora; Felidae. The record is from RefSeq and is a predicted model, not a curated record.
ACCGCAGACCCAGGCAUGGUCAUGGACAGUGUGGAAGCAGGAGACAUGACACCUCCCACCAAAAGGAAGAGCAAGUUCUCAGGCUUUGGCAAAAUCUUCAAGCCCUGGAAAUGGCGGAAAAAAAAAAGUAGUGAUAAAUUCAAAGAGACAUCAGAAGUUUUAGAGCGGAAAAUAUCUAUGCGAAAACCGAGAGAAGAGCUGGUUAAAAGAGGGGUUCUUUUGGAAGACUCUGAGCAGGGUGGUGAGGAUCCAGGGAAAUUGAGCCAUGCCAUGUUAAAGAAUGGCCAUACCACCCCCAUAGGGAGUACCACAUCUUCUAGUUCAGUCCAAGCAGAUGAAGAGUCAGGAAGAAUCACAAGUCUUAGGAAACCUGUCCCAGAAGAGGACCCAAAGAAGCGACUAGGCUCGACUGGAAGCCAGCCUGAUUCCGAAGCAGAGUCCGUUCCUGAGAAUGUACCCAAACAGCCUUUACUUCCCCCUAAAAGACCCUUGUCCUCUUCUCACGAAGCAAACGAAGGGCAAGCAAAGGAUGCCACUUCCUCUGGCGGCGCAGCAAGGUCCAUCUCCUCCACCUCCACUGCCGCCUCCACCUCAGCACCUGCCGCCACCACUCCUGCCACCAACCCAGCAAAAACUGUUAGUUCCUCUGUCCCCCCCUCCCCAGCGCCCAGGACUCUGCCUGCCACUCCUGCCAGCACUAACACUACUGCCACCCCGAGCCUCACUCAUACGGUCCCUGCCAAGCAGCCCCCUAUCCCUCCCCCUAAACCAGCUCACAGAAAUAGCAACCCUGUCAUUGCUGAACUGUCCCAGGCAAUAAACAGCGGUACAUUGUUAUCAAAACCAUCCCCACCUUUACCACCAAAGAGAGGCAUUCCGUCAGCCUUGGUACCCACCUUGGAGUCUCCUGCCACCGCCACCGCCACAAAAGCACCAUCUGAUCAGAGAGAAAAGAGCACAUGCUCUGUGGGCUCUGAACCACUGUUGAUGAUCCCACCUCUCUCUCCGUCCCCACCGCUGCCUACUCAUACACCUCCUGAACCCCCACGGUCCCCUCCAUUCCCUGCUAAGACUUUUCAAGUUGUGCCAGAAAUUGAGUUACCACCGUCCUUAGACCUACCCCAGGAGGUUUCCCAGCAGGAAGAUCAGAAAAAGGAAGUGCCUAAGAGAAUGUUGGACCACAGCUUUGGAGAGCCCCAUGUACCCUGUAGGCUGCCUCCACUCCCACUGCAUAUCCGAAUCCAGCAGGCCCUGACCAGCCCGCUUCCCAUGACUCCUCCCUUGGAAGGCUCUCACAGAGCUCACUCCUUGCUCUUUGAGUACAGUGACAACUUUUCUGAGGACAGCAGCACCCUAGGUCGGACCAGGUCACUUCCCAUCACUAUUGAAAUGCUGAAAGUUCCAGACGAUGAAGAGGAGGAGGAGCAGACCCCCCCAUCUGCAUUCACUGAAGAUGUGGCAUCUACCUCAGUUGUUCCCAAACUGCCACGGUGUCUGCAGGAAGAGGAGGAAGAGAAGGAGAGUGACUCUGAUUCAGAAGGUCCCAUUCAGUACCGAGAUGAAGAGGAUGAAGAGGAGAGCCAUCAUAGUGCUCUGGCCAACAAAGUGAAGAGGAAGGACACACUGGCAAUGAAGCUGAACCACAGACCCAGUGAACCAGAGCUGAACAUGAAUUCCUGGCCUCGGAAAAGCAAAGAGGAGUGGAAUGAAAUACGGCACCAGAUUGGGAACACACUGAUCCGACGACUGAGUCAAAGACCGACAGCAGAAGAACUAGAACAGCGGAAUAUACUACAACCUAAAAAUGAAGCUGAUCGGCAGGCAGAAAAACGAGAGAUUAAACGUCGUCUUACGAGAAAGCUCAGUCAGAGGCCGACUGUGGCUGAACUACUUGCCAGGAAGAUUCUGAGAUUUAAUGAAUAUGUGGAGGUAACAGAUGCUCAAGAUUAUGACCGGCGAGCCGACAAACCUUGGACCAAACUGACCCCUGCUGACAAGGCUGCCAUAAGAAAAGAAUUAAAUGAAUUUAAAAGCUCAGAGAUGGAGGUUCAUGAAGAGAGCAAACAUUUUACACGAGUUGUGGCAACUCUGUGGGAGCCAGCCACCUGCUGUGGGCCCCCACGCUUCCAGCCAGAGUCCCUGCAAGGUCCUAGGGAAGUGGGGUGCGGACCAGAAGAGGACUUUGGAGGCGAAAGUGACAUCAGCCACCAUUCUUAUUCUGACAACUUCGAAAUCUGCAACUCAGAUUUUGUGCUGGACUCCAACCCUACAUCCAGUUGCCCUUGGGACGUCUAUACACCCAAAUGUCCCCAAGGUCCAGUGGGACAGUAA